GAACUUCCGGAAGCAUCUUCGGAUGGUGGGCAGCAGAAGGAUUAAAGCACAGAGCGGAGACCUGCAGGCCUCUUGUGGUACCCUGGAUGAAGGAGGCGUUGAUGACAACUUAGACUGGGAGGAGGAGAGAGAGAUGGAGAGGCAGGCCUGUGAAGGAGAUGAUUUUGUACCUCCUAAAAUCAUGCUGAUCUCUUCGAAGGUCCCCAAGGCAGAGUACGUUCCCACUAUAAUCCGCAGGGAUGACCCCUCCAUCAUCCCCAUACUCUAUGACCAUGAACAUGCAACUUUUGAUGAUAUUUUGGAGGAAAUAGAGAAGAAGCUCACAGCUUACAGGAGAGGAAGCAAGUUCUGGAGGAUGCUCAUCUUUUGUCAGGGAGGGCCCGGUCACCUGUAUUUACUGAAGAAUAAAGUGGCAACCUUUGCUAAGGUGGAAAAGGAGGAGGACAUGAGCCAAUUCUGGAGGAGGCUUAGUCGCUUCAUGAGUAAAAUCAACCCGGAACCCAACCUCAUCCACAUAAUGGGAUGCUAUGUCCUGGGUAACCCUAAUGGAGAGAAGCUGUUCCAGAAACUGAAGAAUCUGAUGAGGCCUUAUUCUGUAGAGUUUGAGUCGCCGCUGGAGCUGUCGGCGCAGGGCAAAGAGAUGAUUGAGAUGUACUUCGACUUCCGCCUCUACCGACUUUGGAAGACACGCCAGCACUCCAAACUCUUGGACUAUGAGGAUUUUUUGUGACGAAGACACCUAGACAACAGGUGCAGCGGAGCACUCCGGCCCCACGACGAGAGACCUGAUGAAACCGAUCCAAUGACUGAACAAUGCUCAACUGUAGUGCUCGACCCGCCAACUCAAUAAUAACAAUCAUUCCUGCUUUCAUCCGGGAGAGGAGGAAGAGGCAUGGCGGGAUAAGGAGGCUGAGGACAAACAAAAAUAUGCUGUGCCUCGGCUCCGCCUCAUUUUUAGAGUGAGGAUCAAAGACGAACAAAAAGGGCCAAAAAAAACGCAUAAAAUAAAAAACUGGAGGAAAAAGCAGAGACAACUGGACUAUACACAUCUUAGUCACCAACUCUCUUUGCCUCCUGAGUUUGAAAGCAAAAAGGAAAAUCUAAAAUUGUGUAAAAAAGAAAUAUCAUCUUAGUCACACCUCUGUUGUAAGGACAAACUUCUUGAAGCUGAUGUGCUUUGGAAAAAAGAAAAAUCACUGAAACUCAUUCCGUCAUAACAUGGUUCUGUGUUUUGACUGGACCUCUCAGAUGAUCCCAGAACCUGGAGACAUACAUACAUAAAUAACCCAUAUGUCGAUGUGCGUGUAUAUAUAUCACAUGAAUAUAUUAGCAUAGCUUUAGUCAUGCAAAUAAUACUCCAUAUGAGAAUAAUGAUGCAUCAUUUAUUUUUGAUGUGCAUUGUUGUGCAGUUUCAUAUGGAAAUACUUUGGAAUAACUCAGGUUUUAGCCAUGAAGUAAUUAAUCUGUUUGUCUAUUCUAUCAAGAUAUUGUAAUCUUCAUCUCCAUCGCUUGGAAUGAAUGUAUUAUCUCUCUAGAAAUGUAUCUUCAGUUUGAGGAAUUGAGCUUCAUGUUUUGGUAAAAAACAAAAAAAAAACAAUGGAUAAUAUGCUGAUUUCUGUGUGUGAGCGUGCGCGUCUGGAUGUGUUUUCCAUGUAGAAAAAAGAAAACGUGCAGAUGAGAAAAGUAAUUGUUUAACACCUUCAUCUCCCAAUUUCUGUCACAAACACACAAAGACAUUGUAGUAUGAUUCAUGAUGUCAAGAGGGAUGUAACAGCCAUCCAAGUGCUCCUAGCCCUGUAGUGUAGGAGUUGCCCUAUUGAUCCCUCCUGCUCCUUCGCAGAAGGUUCAGGCCACUUAGUCGGCCCCUGUCAACAGUGCCAGCUGCUCUCACUAUCUGCCAAACACUCUUGGCUUCUCUUAAUGGCAGCCAAACGAGCUUCCGCCACCUCUAACUUCACUGGGCUGUGAUCCAGUCUGAGGACUGGAGUUCUCCGAAUUAAACAGAACUGCCAGGAGUUUAAGCUGUUAACAGACAUCUGCUGCCCCUGCCAGGUGUCAGCUAGUUAAAAGGCCAGAAAUAUGCUUGUGUGUGUCUGAGAUGGUCACACUACGACCUGAGAUGUCUCAAAUAGAUUAGGGAUGGUUAAAUAUGGAGAGCAGCGGCCAAACAGCAAUCUGAAACAAUGUGCAAGCGCUCACUCACACACACGCGCAAACAAAACCCUAGGGCUAGGAUGAAAACUUCAAGAAAUCAAUAAAUCAGGAGAAAAUUAAAAAGUAACUGUCCACAGAUUUUAAAAAUGAGGUUCAGUUACCUUGACAUGAUGAGUACUACUAGCCUGUGGAAACAUUUAUAUGAUGUCAUCUUUGGGGGAACCGAGUGCAGCUGAGUGAGGUGGAGGACAGUUGUCCCUAGAGGAGCAAAGGGUUUAAGUCAAGUCAAGUCAAAAUUUCUUAAGUUGGCGUUUUUAUCAGGGUUAUCUCAGCUUCGGCUUGAGACUUCAAACUUAUAACAGGAAGCAAUGCGUUACAAACUGUCAGUGCGGAAAGAUGUGGAAGUUAACCUGGCAGGGGAGGUCUAACGAAAGACACACUAGAUGAAUUAUGGGAAGUGUAGGAUUCAGGGUUUUGGGGACUUGACUAGCUACUACGGACUAAAAGUCAGGAUAUCUAAGCACUCAUAAGCCCCCUAACUUUACAGAAAUGCCAUUCUAAAAUCACUUGAAGCCCUAUCUUUUUACAUUUAUAUUCAACAGAAUAGUCAUAAAAUUUUGCCUUACGUAAUCACAUCUAAACUGGGACAAUGAUACUCCAAAAGCACAUAAAACCUCCAAUACUCUAGACUCAGCUUACCAUUUCAUUUCUCAGGUUGACAUGCUCCUGCAAAAAGGCUCUGAUGAAGGCAGACAUGCGUAUAUAUGCGUCAACCUUAGAAAUAAGCUGAGGCCCGAGUAUUCAGCUUUUGUGCUUCUAGAUUGCUCUUAUGAAAGUCUUUGUGUCCGCACUUAUCAAAAUGCUGCCACAUUUCAGCCUUGAUUUUAUGAAUAUGGCAACAAUCCAAGGAGACAUUGCUAAGUCACGCUACAGCUCACUGCUCCGCCAAUCACAGCAGUGUCCCACAAUGACAUCAGCCCCUGAAUGUCAGCAAAACAUCGCUGUAGAGCAACACGGCUAAGUGUGCUUUAAACCCAGUCAGUGACUGUUCGUAUAGGCUGUAGGCGUGCAGAAAGUUUACACAGUGCAUAUUUAUUUAAUAGAUGUCUGUGGUCCCAGCCCUGCAUAACACAUGCACACCCAGGCAUACACACAGACAACGGUAUUCUGCAUCUGUGUAUGGUAAAACACUUUUCCAUUUGUCAUUAUUUGUGUGGAUGUGUUAAUAUUUGAAGCAUUAUGUGCAGAUUUUUUGUGUUAAAGUCAACCAGUCUCACUGGAGUGCUCUCUAUCUCUCUACUAGCAGAACUCUGGUUUUUAUUUGCUUUUGCCCUCUCUCUGACAUUGCAGUGCAGGCCUAUAGUUUGUCUGGCACAGACAAGUGCUCUCUCAGCCUGAGUCACGCAGAACAUGUUUUCACUUCAGAUUUAAAAUUCAACAGUUACACGACCUGUCAUAUCAUUAGGCCAUUUUAAUUCCAGCAGAAGCAUUAAGCUGCCAAAUUAUCAAAGAUGUUGCCCUCAACAGCUGCUGGGUUUAAUGGAAUAUGUUUUUCUUUCAGAUUAGAUACGUGGACACUGGUUAAUUUAAAGCAAAGCAGCAAUGUGAUGGAUUCAGUCAAUUCAGAAAGCAUUUUUCUUAUGCCAUAGAAAACACUGACAAAAAUCUCAUUUUCAGUCUAUAAAAAAGUUACUGGUAAUUAAUCUUCUGUUUGAAUUUAUUGGGCUGAACUGACUAUACCAUGAAGAGCACUCUGACUCAGGAGUUUGAGAGAGCUUUCUUGUUUUCUUCUUCAGCAAAAAACCCCCAUCA
Molecule: messenger RNA, 3966 nt
Organism: Morone saxatilis (striped sea-bass)
Lineage: Eukaryota; Metazoa; Chordata; Actinopteri; Moronidae
Product: NMDA receptor synaptonuclear signaling and neuronal migration factor
Biological process (GO): positive regulation of neuron migration; regulation of neuronal synaptic plasticity
Cellular component (GO): nucleus; cytoplasm
Source: RefSeq, a predicted model, not a curated record